Caretta caretta (loggerhead turtle) is the source of this 500-nucleotide messenger RNA. The record is from RefSeq and is a predicted model, not a curated record. Lineage: Eukaryota; Metazoa; Chordata; Testudines; Cheloniidae.
AUGUGGGAGUCCUUUUUAGGAAGCUGGAAACUCAUUUCUAGUGAAAAUUUUGAGAGCUAUAUGAAAGAAUUGGGAGUGGGUAUUGCUACUAGGAAGCUUGGCAGCCUGGCCAAGCUGAGUGUGAUUAUCAGUACUAAUGAUGACAUAACAACCAUCAAAACAGAGAGCUCCUUUAAAAACACUGAGAUCUCCUUCAAGCUGGGGGAAGAGUUUGAAGAAACCACAGCAGAUGACAGGAAAACCAAGAGCAUUAUCACCUUGGACAAUGGCUCUUUGAUUCAUGUGCAGAAGUGGGAUGGCAAAGAGACGACAAUAAAGAGAAAACUGGUGGAUGCUAAGCUUGUGGUGGAAUGCACUAUAAAUAAUGUCACCAGCACAAGAGUCUAUGAGAGGGCCUGAGGAAUUCCCAUCUCCAUGUUGGAUCAGAACUUGCUGUUAAGAAUCUGUUCAAUGACUGCUGCACAACACUGCUGUCCAGUUCUACAAGUUUCUUCAAUCAC